Verticillium dahliae VdLs.17 is the source of this 1029-nucleotide messenger RNA. Its product is annotated as SNF7 family protein. NCBI's taxonomy places the organism in Eukaryota, Fungi, Ascomycota, Sordariomycetes, Glomerellales, Plectosphaerellaceae. Bases 1 to 1029 code for a protein of 342 amino acids. The record is from RefSeq and is a predicted model, not a curated record. The transcript has 2 exons.
AUGCCCGCCAUGGGUGAUCUCGCCGAGUACCUCACGUCAAACGACCCCUCCUUCCGAAAAGCCCGUCUUCCAGCCCUCUACUCCGACUUUCGCUCCCAGCGCACCCCCAACCCAGACGGCUACACCGCCAACCUCUCGGCCUGGCGCGCCGCCCUCGCCCGCCUCGCCUGGGACGCCCAGCUCCCCGACCCCGCCACCUCUACCACCCCGCCGCGCCUCCUCCUAACCGUCGACGACUCGCUCCCCGCCCAUCUCCAGAGCCGCCAGUUCGGCCGCCCGCUGGCCCUCGGCACCGUGGUCCGCGAGGCCCUCGAAAACGGCGACCUCGUGCCCGUGCCCGACUUUCUCGCGCGAAAAGAGACCAUCUACGCCAAGACGGCCGGCUGGGGCGCCGUGCCCUGGAGCGUCGCCUCCUGGGCCGCACGGCAGCUGGGGUUCGGCAGCGGCGGCGGCACGUCGACGGCCGAGGACAAGAUGCCCAAGGGCACGUACGUCGUGCUGCCGAACCUCGAAAAGGCGGGGGGUCUCGUGGCCGAACAGGCGGCCGCGCGGGCGAGCGACACGCGCUUCGAGCGGACGUUUACGCGGCGCCACUUCGAGCGGGCGUGCGUAGCCGACCUGGCCGUCGCGGGGCAGAAGGACAGGGCGCUCGCGGGGCGCGACGUCGACGUGCUGCUGCGCUUCCUCGCCCGGGACAAGGGCCUCGUGGCGAGCGACGGCCAGACGGUGCGCAUCCGCGUCGAGGGCGAGGACGCCGCCGUCACGGAGGAGGACGCCGCCGUCGCGCAGCUCAAGGAGCUCGUCGAGGACCUCAAGCACCAGACGACGCUGCUGGCGGCGCGCGUCGACACGCUGGCGGCCGACGCCAAGGCGGCUGUCGGCAAGAGGAACAACGCCGCCGCCAUGCGGCUGCUGCGCGAGAAGAAGACGGCCGAGGCGACGCUGGGCAAGCGCGGCGCGGCGCUGCUGCAGAUGGAGGAGAUUGCCGCGAGGAUACAGCAGGCGCGGGACCAGGUCCACAAUGACUAG